GGGACAAAAAUAAUAAUAAUAAAUAACAAAAAAAUAAAAAUAAAAAUCAUUAGAAAAAUUAAUUCGUAUAUCACACACGCUCUCUCCUCUCGUCGAAAUUUCUGUGUUAAAUCCAACCUCCGAUGAAUCUCUAGCUAGGGUUAGGGAUUUCGAAUCGAAAAUCUUCGAUCGACUGGAUCCGCUGCGAGCUGAUCGAGUUCUGGUCACCUUCGCUUCUGAGAUGACGAUGAGCCAUUGGUUCUGUUGUUUGCUGCUAGCGUUUGGAUUUCUCUUCGCAUCGACCGACGCCAGUGCUGGCGAUGCUGAUCCCCUUUACAGAAAUUGUGUCAAACAAUGUGAAGAGACUGGAGCUAUUGGAGACAUCUCCAUCCUGCAUUGCCAGUUCUCAGAUGAGAUUCUCAACAGUUCAUGGUACAUGCAAGAACCACUCUACCUGCAAUGGAUACAAUUAAACUGCAGGAGUGAUUGCCGUUAUCACUGUAUGAUGCAAAGAGAAAGUGAGAGGGGAAAACUAGGCCUGAGUCCUGUGAAGUAUCAUGGAAAAUGGCCAUUCAAACGUGUCCAUGUCUUUCAGGAGCCUGUCUCUGCUGCACUUUCUGCACUCAAUUUAAUCAUGCAUUUCACUGGCUGGCUGUCUUUCUUCCUAUUGGUAAAUUAUAAGUUGCCUCUUACGCCUCAAAGUAAGAAAACGUUCUAUGAAUAUACUGGAUUAUGGCAUAUCUAUGGGCUUUUAUCUAUGAAUGCAUGGUUUUGGAGUGCUAUAUUCCAUUCUCGAGAUUUUGAUUUGACAGAGAAGCUGGAUUAUUCAUCCGCUGUGGCUUUACUUGGAUUCUCCUUCAUUCUGGCUCUAUUGCGAACUUUUAAUGUGAAGGAUGAGGCCAUGAGAAUCAUGUUUGCGGCCCCCAUUUUAGCCUUUGUUACGACACACAUACUAUAUCUCAACUUCUAUGAACUUGACUAUGGAUGGAACAUGAAGGUUUGUGUUGCGAUGGCUGCUGGUCAGCUCCUUAUGUGGGCAGUUUGGGCUGCCAUGUCUCACCACCCUUCACGGUUUAAGCUUUGGACAGUUGUGAUCGGAGGGUCUCUGAGUAUGCUUCUAGAGAUUUACGAUUUUCCUCCCUACAAUGGGUAUGUUGAUGCCCACGCACUUUGGCAUGCUGCCACAAUUCCUCUCACAUAUCUCUGGUGGAGCUUCAUCAAGUCUGAUGCUGAAUACCGAACGUCAACUUUGGUUAAAAAGGUGAAAUGAGAGUAAUAGGGGCAGAUACAGGGAUAUCAUCAUCAUCAUCAUCAUCAUCAUCCACGAUACUAACAGAGAUUAGGUUACUGGUGCUACAUAUUUCGCGCAUGUUUGAGUGCCAAACUGCUUUGACUUUGGCCGCUCAUCUGGUUAUACCUUGAGAAGUUUGGUGUUUGCUCUUUUAUCAAGGCAACCGUUUAUCCAAGGGUAACUCUGUACAAUUGGUUGUUUUAAGCUGUUGAUAUUCUUGUUCAUUUCUCAGUGAAGGGCUUGUAAACAUGGUGACGUUAUUGUCUGGAUUGUAUAAAGUUAUUCAUGGAUAGCUAAGGAUUAUGUUUUCACACAAUCAUUCAUGCACUACAACAAACUUGCUCUGAAUAUUUAGCGACGGUAUUGAAGUUCUUGAUUCCUUUGUAA
Molecule: messenger RNA, 1657 nt
Organism: Asparagus officinalis (garden asparagus)
Lineage: Eukaryota; Viridiplantae; Streptophyta; Magnoliopsida; Asparagales; Asparagaceae
Product: post-GPI attachment to proteins factor 3-like
Exons: 5
Coding region: 221-1249 (342 amino acids)
Biological process (GO): GPI anchor biosynthetic process
Cellular component (GO): endoplasmic reticulum membrane
Molecular function (GO): hydrolase activity, acting on ester bonds
Source: RefSeq, a predicted model, not a curated record